ACAAAGAUAUUCGUUAUCUUAUGUUAAUAAAUAUAAAAAAUAUAAGUGUGUGAAUAAAAAUUGAAAGUGUUGAUGCCUUUUAGAAUUGGAUGAAAAUAUUAAAUAAAUAUGCAAUAAUUUAAUUUAAUUUACGAUAAUCAUGUAAAAAUUUAAGCAUCGUAAUGAAUUUAAAAUUUAAAUGAAUUAUCGUUGUACGUUUCAAACUCUGUCUUGACAGUUUCUAUAACUAUUUGUAUAAAUUAUUAAUAGUGUUUAGAAGUUUUAUUUCUAAUAUAAAAAAAAUAUUAUAAGGGUUAUAUAUUCACUAUUCAGUAUUGAUAAACUGAUAAAACAGUGAAAAACGUCACGCCAAUUGGAUGUAUCCAUGGAUAAUGACAUAACCUAUAAAACUAUACUAAAUAGUAUUAUUCCAAAUAAAAUAUUUGACGACAUGGCUUGUGAAGCCUGUGCAACUAAAUUUACAUUAUUCAAAAGAAAAGUUAAUAAUUUUUCAGCUUAAGCAAUGUAAAGAUUGUUUGAGAUUUUUUUGCACAGAUUGUGUAAUCAGAAGAGGAGACAGAGUUCUAAGCUGUGAUAAUUGUAGUAUGUUAUCCAGGAGACCACUUAUAAAAUCUCAAGUAUUGGUAAUGAAAUCAAAAGAUCUCAAGCAGUAUCUUAUAGCAAAGAAAGUAUCUCUUAGGGGAUGCGUAGAGAAAGAAGAUUUAGUCAAUAUUUUGAUGAGAUAUGCAAAUGGAGAAAGUCAAAUAGACACCGAAUUAUUAAGAAAUAAUGUUUCUCAACCUUUGAGCAGACCUCAGGAAAGAUAUAAUACACCACCUGGUUCUCCAGCAAGGCGAUCAAGAAGUCCUCCAGUAAACUUAAGACAAACAGUUGAAAGUCCACAAUCAGAACAUCAGCCAGAUUUUUCUUCAAGAAAUCAUAAUGUGGAUAUAGAAGAAGUUUCAUCUGAAGAGGAUAUCAGUCCAAUGCAAGGUCCCGAACCAUUGAUAACAGAGCAAGAACAAGAAUUUGAGCAAAUACAGACAGAACUAGAGCAGGAUGAAGAACGGGACCAAGAAAUUGAAAUUCAAGAAGAACAAAAUCGUUCUCAAGAAAAUUCUGAUAAUAGUAAUCAGUCGGUAUUUAAUGAGCUUUCUUCGUGGGCUGGUAAUGUAAAGCUAUCUGAUAUAAUGGGAAGGUCAGAUUUAGAAUAUCUUAAUGUUAAACAAUUAAAAGAUCUUCUUAGAUCAAAUCGAGUAGAUUUUAAAGGUUGCCUUGAAAGAUCUGAACUACUUGACAGAGCUUCAAGACUUUGGGAUGCUCAUAAACGAUCAAGAGAAGAUUUAAAUGCGGAAGGUCUUUACGAUGAAAGUUUGUGUAAAAUAUGUUGGGAUUCACCGAUUGAAUGUGUAAUAUUAGAAUGCGGGCAUAUGGCUUGUUGUAUAAAUUGUGGCAAGCAAAUGAAUGAAUGUCCUAUUUGUCGUCAAUAUGUUGUAAGAGUUGUAAGAUUUUUCAAAGCUUAAAUUUAAAAUGAUUUAAAAAUAGAUUACGUUCAAGAAUGUAUAACUCUAGACUGGAUAUAAAAAAUCUAUGUAAUUUUGUGUUCACUGAUAAUUUUAAAGAUACCAGUUACAUAUCUUGAUAAAUUAUUAUUAUUAUUAAUACUAUUAUUAUUAUUAUUAUCACGAAUAUUAAUACUAUUACUCAAAUUUUCGUAACACUACGAAAAAAGUUUGUUAUCAAAGAGCUUAAAAAUAACAAACCAAAUUUAUUUAUUUAUUAUUUUUUUGGUAAGUAAUUUAUUAUACAUAUUUUUUUUUAUUUCCAAACA
Messenger RNA from Microplitis demolitor, 1810 nucleotides. Its product is annotated as E3 ubiquitin-protein ligase RNF34. NCBI's taxonomy places the organism in Eukaryota, Metazoa, Arthropoda, Insecta, Hymenoptera, Braconidae. The record is from RefSeq and is a predicted model, not a curated record. Gene Ontology annotation, cellular component: cytoplasm; plasma membrane. Gene Ontology annotation, biological process: protein K48-linked ubiquitination; proteasome-mediated ubiquitin-dependent protein catabolic process; negative regulation of extrinsic apoptotic signaling pathway via death domain receptors. The transcript is spliced from 6 exons. The coding region runs from base 585 to 1502 and encodes 305 amino acids. Gene Ontology annotation, molecular function: ubiquitin protein ligase activity.